Messenger RNA from Anolis carolinensis (green anole), 8665 nucleotides. Its product is annotated as zinc finger protein 717-like. The record is from RefSeq and is a predicted model, not a curated record. The transcript has a single exon. Lineage: Eukaryota; Metazoa; Chordata; Lepidosauria; Squamata; Anolidae. The coding region runs from base 5125 to 6345 and encodes 406 amino acids.
GAGAUGCACCCCAUCACUUGCCAGUAGUCCAUCCUCUUGGAAGAGUAGACCAUGGUCAAGGAAGCCAAAAUGCUCCUCUUGACACCAUUUUCUGAGCCAGUUAUUGACCUGUACUAUUUUUCUGGCCCUUGUAGAGCCGUGUCCUACAACGGGGAGGAGGGAUGAAAAGAUCACAUGUACAUUAUACAGUUUUAGCUUUGUUCCCAGAUCUGGAUCUUUAUUUUUUCCAAUAUUUCCCAAUAUAUUCCUCUAUUUUUUUUGGGAGUUUUUUUUUUUUUGUCGAGUAUAGUUCUUGAUAAAAUUUUGGAAAAGCUAAUAUUUUGUCUUCCAUCCUUGUAUGGUUCUUACCUUCCUUGUCUUUCAUUGAUGUUAUUAUUUUCUUCCCUUUCUAACGUGUGCUGCUUUGGCUAAUAAUUUGGAGUUUCUGUAUUACUGUAUUUAAAGUAUUCUCUAUUUAAAAAUAUCAAAUCUUUUUGAGUCCUUUUAAACUCGUGUUUUUCUAGCUGUUUUCUCGUUGCUAAUGCUUUUAUAUAGAAUAAUCAGCUGCACUUUCAUCAUACAGUCCAAAUCGCCUUGCCGGCUCCUAGCACUUUACCCCACUCUGGUUCCACUAUUCAUGUUUGCACAAGUCAGCCCCUCCCACGUAAUCCUAAACAGCCCCACUCCCCUGUCUAACUGAUAUGCUAUGUGUUUUAUCUUAAAGUUUUAAAAUUGUUUGGUUCUUGCUAUGUAUUUAAAUUUUGUAACUUCUACUGUUUUUGUGCAUAUGUCAACUGUUGAUUUUAGGGCUUUGUCCCCAUGUAAGCCGCCCCGAGUCCCCUUGGGGAGAUGGAGGCGGAAUAUAAGAAAUAAAUUAUUAUUAUUAUUUGUAAUCAUCUUCCCUUCAUAGCAGUAGCCAAGGCCUCGGCAGUUGAGCGAUACCACCUUCAUCGAUCCACCAUUUCACUUGCAUUUUUCUGUUUCUUUGUUUAUUUUAUGUAUUUAUUUCCAUCAUUUCUAUCCCGCCCUUCUCACCCGAAGGAACUCAGGGCGGCUUACAAAAUUGGCAGAAUUUGAUGCCAAUACACAACAAUACAAAAGAAUAAAAACAUAAGCAGUUAAAUUCAGAUUUAAAACAAUACAAAAUACUUGAGCCAUUCAUCCACAGAACCUUGUACAUAAACCUUAGUCCAGACCGAGUCGAAGCCGACAAAACUUAUUAUUUGAACACUUUGUUCAACACUUUGUUGGUCCCUUUAAAGUAUAACACCAUAUUGUACCACACUUCCCCUCCCCCAAUACUACUACUACUACUACUACUACUAAUAAUAAUAAUAAUAAUAACUACUACUACUACAUUAUUUUUGUAUCCCGCCACCAUCUCCCUGAAGGGACGCAGGGCACCUUACAUGGGGACCAAGCCCAAUCAGACAAAGUUCAAAAUAUAACACAAUAAAAUACAUAUACCAACAUCAUAAAGGACAUAAUUAAAAACAUAAUUCAUCAUACAACAACCAAUAUUUAGCCGAGCGUGAUGGACGUUUCCGAGCUAGGGACAAGGGAAAGGCCUGUGCAAUACAGCUGCGAGGGGAGGGCUGGUGGCAAAGUGCGAGAGGCAGAUGAUAAGUUAAGGCUGGAAGGGCCAGUCAGAUUAGUACAAGCCCAGCACUAAAGUACACAGAAAUCUAAAAUACGUGUUAAGAUACAGUUGUCCUAUUACUAACUAAUAUACAGAAUAAAACAAUGGUAACAGACAAAUUAUAAUCCUUACAGGCGCAUGAAAUGCAUGGUCAAAGUAAUAAACAACUGUAUAUUGUGGUCACACUUUAGAUACAUUUAUCAUAGUCCCAUGUAAGUUAAUGUUUUGGAGAUGCGCAGGAGGAAUGUAAACCAUAAAGGAAUGUAGAACAACAAGGAUUCCUGAGUAUUUUGUGACUCUUGUUUCUGGAUCAAAAUCCCUUCUUCAGGUAGCUUCUGAAGGUUCUUUCAUGUGUUUGUAGUAGAUUUUUCUGCAGCUUUUGUAAACUAUAUUUAAAAAAGACAACAUAAUAGAUUUGCUGUUGCCAGCACCCAGUAACAUUAAACAAUUUCGCGUUGGUUUAACACUCAUUUAAACAAAGAAAAACACUUACUUCCACUAAGGAGUUUGUGGCUCUGCUGUAGCACUUCAGUUGUGGAUAAUGAUCCUACUGCCUUCCAUUUGUGAGCAAUUAGCUCAUGGAGGUAGCUCCCUUUUUAAGGAUGGCUAGCUACUUGGAGCACUCAUUAAGAGUAAUUACAAAAAACAAGAGAGAUCUAAUUUAUCAUUUAAGCCAUGUGGAUGGACUGUAUGUAAUUUAAAUAUCCAAAAGGCUUCCCUCUGUAGUAAAAUCCUUUUUAUGUCCCCAUGGGGUUUUAUGGUGAUCCUUUCUAGAGCACAGAAUCUAAAGCUUGUAUAGGAAUGCGAUUUCUCUAAAAAAUGUAAAUAAAGAAUGGAAUCUGAUGCUUUAUUCUUGAUACGUGAGCGAUGUUCUAAUAUUCUGGUUUUUAGAGAUCUAGAAGUCAUGCCCACAUAUAAGAGCCCACAAGGACACUCUAUAACAUAUAUGACCUGGUCAGUGUUACAUGUAGUGAAACUUUGUAGUUGUAUAUUGAAUUUUAAAGUAGGAUGUAUAUAUUGUUUGAUUCUAAGAGACAACAAACAACACAAUGUCCACAGUUUGUGUGGCCUCUAAGGUUGGAUUUCUUCAAAAUGUUGGGUUUUGUUAAAUCAGAGUUUAUAAGUAUGUCCUUAAGAUUUCUUGAGCGUUUGUUGGCUAAUACCCUGUUUCCCCGAAAAUAAGACAUCCCCAAAAAAUAAGACCUAGUAGAGGUUUUGCUGAAUUGCUAAAUAUAAGGCCUCCCCUGAAAGUAAGACCUAGCAAAGCUUUUGUUUGGAAGCAUGCCCGGUGCCCGCCAAACAAAACACCAUAGCAUGCAGAAUUGGUAAAUAUACAUACCAGUUGUAUAUGGAAAUAAUGGUAGUAACAAGAAAUUCUUGAAGGAGUCACAGUUUGUCUGGUUUAGUUAUGUUGGUUUGUGAUGACAAGUACUGUACAGUAUGGAAUAAAUGUUCAUUUUUUUGUUCAACAAUAAAUGUGGAUUCUUCUUCGUGGAAAAAUAAGACAUCCCCUGAAAAUAAGACCUAGCACAUCUUUGGGAGUAAAAAAUAAUGUAAGACACUGUCUUAUUUUCGGGGAAACACGGUAGUGGUAAGUUUUGGCAUCCAGGGAUAUCUCUAAUUAGGUGCCAAUGUUUUCUAAUAAUUUUGUGGAUUUUUGGAGAGAAUUGUGUUAAAGUUAAUGGCCAAAUGAUGCGAUCAUUGUUUUGUUUUGUCUGUUCCUUUAGUAAGUUACUCCUGUCUAUAGAUUCUGCCUUCCUAAUAGCUGGUUUUAUGAUUCUUAUAGGAUAACCUCUCUCCUUAAACUGUUUCUUAAAGAUAGACACUUCUGUAGCAAGAUCCUCAGGGAAGCUAGUGUUACGUUUCAAUCUUAUUGAUUGUGUAAAAGGUAAGUUGGUUUUUAAUUUAUGGUGGUGGAAUCUGGAGUAGUGCAUUAUGGAAUUUUUAUCUGUUGGCUUUCUAUAGUUUUUGACCAUCAAUCUCUUGCCAUUUUUGUAUACUGUGACAUCCAAGAAAAUAACAUGGUUAAAUACAAUACAUGACAGUAUAACAUUCACCAGUACCUAUAGCCAUACAAGCAUUAAUUUCUCUCCUCCGCCUCUUUGGUUGGGCCGGGGCCACGCGGGUGGCGAGGGCCAGGAGCUUCCUUGAGGAAACAAGGCUGCAGUGGAGGGAGGGCAAGCUCAUGCUUUUCUGCCGUCGGAUGCGCUGAGGAAGAAGUGUGCGGCUCCUCCUUGUCGUCAGUCUCAGCACAUCCGCUGGUAGUGAAGCAUGAGGACCUCUUAGCCCUCCCUCAAGUGUGACCUUGUUACCUCAGGGAGGGGCUUUGAAUUAGCCAGUUAGGAAUGCAGGUCCUUGUUAGUUUGGAAGAUUCAUUUGGGAAAUGUGGCCAGAGUGACCCUUUGAGAUGCUGAGGAAGCAGAGUUGGGAGUCCCUGUGGCAGGGGAGAUAAGGACACAAUCCAUAAAGAAAUCCUUGUUCCUUUCAGCAUUUAGCACAAUGCUGGUAAUUCACGGAAACCCAUGAUCCAGAAUAUGUUACACCCUUGAAUGCUGGACGGAAUUCUGCCAGCCAGCCUGCCUUGUGUUCCUUUAACCACGUUUGGGUCUGACCCAAUGAAAUGGGUGUGGCCCUCCAAUAUUGGAAAAGGGUUCAGUUCCCUCCUUCCAGGACUCCGUCCUUCUCUUAUCCUCUCCUUCUAUGUUUCUUCCCUUCCAUCUUUCCUUUCUUCUUUCCUUUUUCGCUUUGUUUGCCUUGAGCCAGAGGUAUGCGGCUUCAUGUCUAACCUUUUGCUUCUUCUUUCUUGACCAGGACAUGAGAGUUCUCUGGAGCUACCCCUGCCGUGAUGGGAAACGAACCAGCUUCUAGUUGAUAUUAAGGCAUUUGGAAACCAAAGUGCAGAAAGGAAACCAGUCCUCUAGGAAAAAGGAUUCCUCUCAAGGGGCUGAUCCUGCAGAAUUCCUACAUUCACUUUGGAUUAUAGAGUAGAACCAUAGAAGAGACUGCAUGAGGCCCCUAGUCCAGGCUCCUGUCGUGCAGGAAAAGUACCCCUGACAGAUGAGCAUCUAGCCUCUGUUUAAAAGAUCCCAAAGGAGCCUCCACUACAUUUUGAGGCAGAGAGUUCCACUGCUGAAAAGCUCUUACAGUCAGGAAGUUCUUAAUGUUCAGAAGGAGUCUCCUUUCCUAUAAUUUGAACCCACUGUUGUGAGUAAUCAGAAAGGGAAAAACAAGAAUCAAGUGUCAAUAUUGCAAUUAAAUGUACAUAACUUUUGACAUGGAGGAGAAAGCAUAUAAAUGUAUUGAAUGUGGAAAGAGCUUUGGUCAGCAUGGAAACCUGAAGACACAUCAAAGGACUCACACUGGGGAGAAACCCUAUAACUGCCUGGAGUGUGGACAGAGCUUCACUCAGAAGGGACAAUUACAUUCACAUCAAAGGACUCACACUGGAGAGAAACCCUAUAACUGCCUGGAGUGUGGAAAAAGCUUUGCUCAUAAUUCAACCCUCCAUGCACAUCAAAGGACUCACACUGGAGAGAAACCCUAUAUAUGUCUGGAGUGUGGACAGAGCUUCACUCAUAGUUCAAGUCUACAUUCACAUCAAAGGACUCACACUGGGGAGAAACCCUAUAACUGCCUGGAGUGUGGACAGAGCUUUGCUCGUAGUUCAGGACUACGUUCACAUCAAAGGACUCACACUGGGGGGAAACCCUAUAACUGCCUGGAGUGUGAACAGAGCUUUGCUUGUAGUUCAGCACUACGUAGACAUCAAAGGACUCACACUGGGGAGAAACCCUAUAACUGCCUGGAGUGUGGACAAAGCUUCACUCAAAGUUCAAGCCUGCGUAGACAUCAAUGGACUCACACUGGGGAGAAACCCUAUAACUGCCUGGAGUGUGGACAGAGCUUCACUCAUAGAUCAGGCCUACGUAGACAUCAAAGGACUCACACUGGAGAGAAACCCUAUAACUGCCUGGAGUGUGGACAGAGCUUCACUGAUAGUUCAGGUCUACGUAAACAUCAAAGGACUCACACUGGGGAGAAACCCUAUACAUGUCGGGAGUGUGGACAGAGCUUCGCUGAUAGUUCAACUCUACGUAAACAUCAAAGGACUCACACUGGGGAGAAACCCUAUAAAUGCCUGGAGUGUGGACAGAGCUUUGCUCGUAGUUCAAGUCUACGUUCACAUCAAAGGACUCACACUGGGGAAAAACCCUAUAAAUGCCUGGAAUGUGGACAGACCUUCGCUCAGAUUGGAACUCUAUAUUCACAUCAAAGAACUCACACUGGGGAGUUCUAUACCCUAUAACUGCCUGGAGUGUGGACAAAGCUUCACUCAAAGUUCAAGCCUGCGUAGACAUCAAAGGACUUACACUGGGGAGAAACCCUAUUACUGCCUGGAGUGUGGACAGAGCUUCACUCAUAGAUCAGGCCUACGUAGACAUCAAAGGUCUCACACUGGAGAGAAACCCUAUACAUGCCUGGAGUGUGGACAGAGCUUUGCUCAGAGUUCAGGUCUACGUUCACAUCAAAAGACUCGCAUUGGGGAGAAAGCCUAUACAUGCCUGGAGUGUGGACACAGCUUUGCUCAUAGUUCAGGUCUACGUGAACAUCAAAGGACUCACACUGGGGAGAAACCCUAUACAUGCCGGGAGUGUGGAAAGAGCUUUACACAGAGUUCAGGUCUACGUUUACAUGAAAAAACUCACACUGGGGGGGGAACCCUAUAAAUGCCUGGAGUGUGGACAUACCUUCAGUCAUAGUGGAUAUCUACGUAAACAUCAAAGGACUCACACUGGGGAGAAACCCUAUAAAUGUCUGGAGUGUGGACAGAGCUUCGCUGAUAGUUCAACUCUACGUAAACAUCAAAGGACUCACAUUGGGGAGAAACCAUAGAAAUGCAUGGAGUGUGGACAGAGUUUUUCACAGAAUAAGAUUAUACAUAGACAUCAUAGAAUUCAUCCUGGAGAGAAUGGUGUUAAUUGACACCAGAGUGUCAUUCUAACAUGUACAAAGCAACUCUUGCAAAUUUUGGAAAUUCAAGCUCAAAGUUGGGACAUUUCAUCACAUGUGGUGUAUUGUAGAAAGAUUGAACUAAAAAUACAGUGUUCCCUCACUUAUCCCGGGGGUUAGGUUCCAGAACCACCCGCAAUAAGUGAAAAUCCACGAAGUAGGGAUGCUAUAUAUUUAUACAUUAUUUUAGUAGUUAUACACUAUUUUAAGUCUAUCAAGAAAUCAUGUGUUGAUAAAUCACCUCCUUCUCCUCUUGUUGCCGCUUGGGCUCCUUUUCUCUCCCUUCGGCUUCUCCUUCCUCCCUUCCUUAGGCUGUACAUUGUUAUUUUUUAUGAUUUAUAAUAGUAUUUUAGAGUUUAUUGAAAAACUGCAAAACAGCGAAUCCGUAAAGAGCGAAGUAGUGAGGGAACUCUGUAUGUUCCAUUCUGGAAGUAAUUAUAUUAUCUAAAGGGAAUAGAAUAAUGAGAGAUAAAAAUUAACAGAUAGAAUGAGGCCUUUAGGCAUGUAUCCCUGUCUGUUUGUUAGUUCAGUUGUCUAUGAAGGUAACUGUUUCACAGGUCUGUUUGUUUCUGAUUUAGUUUUGUGUCUCAUGUAGUAGUUAGUUUCAUGUGUAGUUGAAGCAUUAUAUCUAAUUUCUGCCUUUUUGUAUUGUUGCUUUCAAUCUCUCUUUUUUUUGCCACAAAGAGGGGGAUUUAUAAGGGACAAAACUGCUGAAACUGUCAACUUGUUUUGUUCUGAACCCAAAGGUUUCCUGUUCUUUGGAUGCCGAGUGUUCAGGGAAGAGUGAGGUCUGUGAGAUCAGUGAGUAGAAAACAUGACACAAUUUAGAUAAUGGUUUGUGACACAACAACAACCCUUGUAGUAGUCAAUGGGAUAUUCUGUAUGCCUUCUUUAAUGUCAAGUAAGAUAUUGUGCUCAGAUACAAAGAUUUAUAAAGGAAACACCACAAUGGAUAUAAAACAAUGGGAAGCGCGGGAAGCAGAUUAUGUGUGCUCAUCACACCUCACACAGAUAGGACCACGUGUGCUAUAAACAUGGAAGAUGUGAUACAUUCACACAAGAUACAGGAAUGGGAUGUCUUGGUGUUACUACUGUUCAGCUAAUGUUGUGGUCUGAUGGAAAUAUAAUAGAACCGAUAAACAAACAUUCGGUUGAAAUGUAAAUGUAACAUAACUUUUGUUCAAGAUGAUGAAACUGGGAAUUUGGUGUACGUGGUGGAGAAUGGAGACAGUGAAAUAGACUUGAAGUUUAAAAAGUUAUCCAUAAAUAUAAGAUAAGGAAUUAAUUGGGAAAAAUUAAAUAUACUAGUAAAAACGAAUCAGCAGGUGAAGAAACACUUGGAGAGUUAUGAGGAAAGAAGUAAGAAAGGUUUUGUUAGGAUCCAAGAGGUUGAUGGAGAACGUCAGAGCGUGGCCGCAGAAGGAAGCAGCCCGACAGAACGUCACUGGUGUGAUGAAAUCAACGGAUAUUCACCCAAAGCGGCAGCAGCAUGUUUACAUCUAUUGAUGCACCCAGUAGUAAGGUGAGGGCUACAAGGAGUGACUGAUCGAUUUUCUGUAUUUGAAAACAAAUUGCAAUACUUAGAAACGCAAUUGUGAACUGCGAUGUAUGUUGACUCUAUUGAGAGGGUUGAUGGGCCAAAGGGCCUGCAUUUCUAUUUCUAUUCUAUUUCUGAUUGCUUUUAAUUAUGCAUUAUUAAGGUGUCUGCUUCAACUUAUUCUAUUAAAGAUGCAACCUGCCUUCUUCCAGAGGAGAGGCAAGUGUCCGUAUGUCGCCACUAUGUUUCCGGAACAUCUUGUGGUCGGCCGAUGUGGUUAAUGUGGUUAAGCUACUUACUGGAACAUAAGUGAACAACAUGUUUUUCUACAAAUGUUGUUUAUGAUAAAGGAAGCACGCUUGCAACACUCUGUACUGCUCCAAAGAAAUGAGGAACAUGAGGAUAUAUUGAGCUUCAUUUCCAAUGUUCUUCACGGCGGUCACCUUUGAUUUGUCCAUCCGUCUAUACUGCAGUAUAAUAAAGGUACUUGUUUUAAACUC